Homalodisca vitripennis (glassy-winged sharpshooter) is the source of this 1362-nucleotide messenger RNA. RefSeq lists its product as uncharacterized. NCBI's taxonomy places the organism in Eukaryota, Metazoa, Arthropoda, Insecta, Hemiptera, Cicadellidae. The coding region runs from base 1 to 1362 and encodes 453 amino acids. The transcript has a single exon. Gene Ontology annotation, molecular function: catalytic activity. The record is from RefSeq and is a predicted model, not a curated record.
AUGCAUGAUUUCAGCAUAUAUGGAUGCGACAGAUCGGCUGCUACAAGCUCCAAACUUAGCGGCGGUGGUGUCAUCUUGGCAGUCCGCAAUACUUUAUCUAGUCACAUGCUGACUGUUCCUAUUUGUGGUACUGAAUAUGUAUUUGCUGCUUGUGUAGCGGCUUCUCGCCGCAUAUUAAUUGGAUGCGCAUAUAUUCCUCCGAGCCAGCCGACAAAUGUUUACUCAAGUUUUUGUGAUGCUGUUGAUGAAGUUAUCGUGUCCUUUGGUUUCUAUGACAAUGUAAUCUUGCUUGGUGAUUUUAAUUUGCCAGAUGCAGACUGGAGCUCUCCGGAUGUUUUGUAUGCUGGUGAUGCGUCUAGCUACUUAAGGAAUUUAGCGGCUACUCACAAUCUUACCCAGAUCAACACAGUUCCCAACUAUCGAGGAGUCUUUCUGGACCUGUUCUUCUCUUCUGUACCUGUCUCUGAUGUUGCCUCUGCUGAAGAAACUCUCGUUCUUGAGGAUAGACAUCAUCCGUCACUAUCGUUUUCUAUUCUGGCUAAAAGGAGCGCUGACACUGCUGCAUCUGGAUAUGUUCUUGAUUUUAGAAGAUGCAACCUUGAUGCUAUAUAUCGUGCUACGCAAGGCCUCGACUUCCCGUUGCCGAACAGUUGUUCUAAUGCUGACGUUGACUUUGAUAAAUUCUGCAACCACUUGAAACUUGUGAGACAAAAUACCCCUUUAAAAAAAGUCUGCUCUAAUUCAUUUCCUAAGUGGUUUUCAAAGGGACUUGUACGUUUAACCAUCAUGAAAAAAAUUGCUCAUAUUAAGUUUAAGGCCAAUGGCAUUGUUUCCUAUUUGGAUGAGUUUCGGAAUCUAAGAGCCCAGUGCAAAUGCCUCGCCAAGGUCUGCCUUACCAAUUACUUGAAAAAGAUCGAAGACGAUAUACCGUCGAACAUCAAGUCCUUUUGGUCGCACGUAAACAGCCUAAAGAAAAACCCACCCAUUCCGUCUUGUUUGCACUUCGAUACGAGAGAGGCUGGUUCUGCUGCUGACAGAUGUAAUCUUUUCUCCGAUUACUUCUCCUCUGUUUUUAAUGAUGCAGCGAUUCACAUUCCUGACUUUGACUUUGGUUGGAAUACGUCCAUCUCUACUUGCUCCAUUCUCCCCACUGACGUUCAACGAAGACUUGAAUCGCUCGACCACAACAAGGGACCUGGACCGGAUGACAUUCCUCCAAUUGUGCUCAAGUACUGUGCAAAUACAUUGGCUCCUCAUUUUGCAAUUCUGUUUUCAACAUUGCUAGCCCAAGGUGUUUUUCCCUCUGCACUUAAGAGCGGAUUUGUAUUCCCAUUUUUAAAUCUGGUGAUCGUGGCAACGUGA